This is a messenger RNA of Synchiropus splendidus (mandarinfish), 2406 nucleotides long. Its product is annotated as CD276 antigen-like. Lineage: Eukaryota; Metazoa; Chordata; Actinopteri; Syngnathiformes; Callionymidae. Gene Ontology annotation, biological process: negative regulation of T cell proliferation; cell surface receptor signaling pathway; T cell costimulation. The record is from RefSeq and is a predicted model, not a curated record. Bases 1164 to 1985 code for a protein of 273 amino acids. The transcript has 6 exons. Gene Ontology annotation, cellular component: external side of plasma membrane.
AGAAGAGACAUCACUGGGAGACCUGUGUCAGACAGACUCAACUUACCUGACCGACCUCCACCAUUUUGCGCUGUUGACUCGGACGUCUGGAUUUUUCACCUGGACUCAGCAGAUACGGGACAUCGCUUCAUUUCUUUUGCUCUUUUGGAAUUUGAUUUUUUGUUAUUUGGAGUCAUGUUGAACCUACUGAUUGUUACCAUGGGUAGAGCGCAAUAGAAUAGGAAGUUGACACCCACGAAUGUCGUCAGAGGAAGCAAAAAUAAGGCACGUAAUCUCCAACCCGUGUACCACUAAGAAACGGUAGGUUUAUCGUCGCUGUGUGGCCAAGACAAGUAUUUGGUUACUGUCAUUUGAAAAAUACCUUUGUCUUUGUCGUCCUGAGCGAUAUUUUGGAAUACAUUUUUUUCUACAGGCGUCGAGCUUGGUAGACUGUCGGUAGACUGACUCGCCUGGAAGCAUGCCAAUGCUAACGUGAUAUUCUAAGUUGAUAUUUCAGGUGUCAUAGUUCAAUAUUUUACGAACUUUAAUGUCAUCUAUUCCUUCAAUUGGUCAUAAUUCUCAAUCCUCAUCAAAUUAGUAAGGGAUUGUUAGGUUGGAGGAGGUUGGUCGCUGCUCUGCUAAUGCUAAGCUAGUGUUGAAGUUGGUACUGUGCUUGAAAUAUUACUCUGGUUAAGCUCAUAAUAAUAAUUAUUAUUAUUAUAAUUGUUAUUAAAAUUAUUACUGUUAUGGCGUGAGAUCAUUGUGAUCACCAGAGUCGAAAUGAAACAAAGGCCCUGGUUCAAGGUUGAGGUGAGGAUAGACAGUUCUGAGAACAACUUGGCCGCAGGGAAUAUUAUGAAUUAUUAUGAAUAUUAUUGAAAUCAAAUUAAACAAACACUGAAAAGGCACUGGCAUCAAUAAAGGUGACCAUGUCCAGAGCUCCUCACUUGCAUGUUUUGUGUGAGUGUGUGUGUGUGUUUGUCCCUAUAACACAUAUACAAAGUUACUUAUACUGUUUAAAUUGUGUUUUAUAAUAAGUUCAUAACUCAUAAGUUGUAAUUCAGUUUUUGUUUACUGAACAUAUUAGUUUAGGUCGUCAUGAACUGAGAGUUUAGGGGAAGAAGAGCAUGAACUUGUGUAUUCACUUUUCUUUCCUUCUGUCGUCAUUUCUGUCAUUAUUUUAAAUGUUCCACUGCACUAUAUGCACUAUGCAUUUUAACAUUUUAAACAUUCAGGUUCAACACAGCAGAAUGACGUGUGUGCGGAGCCUGGUGUUCAAGGCGUUCCUGGUGAUCCUGCUGUGGGCAGCAGCGAGCGAUCUGCAGCCAGCAGACAACACCGUGUACAGCAGGUACAUGAGCGACCAGAUCCUCCCGUGCAGCUUUCCAAGUGGAGAUGGCCUGCUGGUCCACUGGUACAAAGGCGGGAAAGAUGCUGCUGUCCACUCCUACUACAAUGGUCAGGACCAGUUGGACCAUCAAAUGGAUCAGUUCAGGGGAAGAACGUCCCUGUUCCAUGAGCAGCUGUCCAGAGGCAACGCUUCACUGCUGCUGAAGGAGGUCCAGGUCUCUGACCGUGGACGCUACACAUGCUACACCAGCAAAUCCAGGGAGGAUGCCCAGGAGUCAUCUGUCAACCUGGAAGUGGAAGGAGAGAAACACAGGGAGAAACCUCCAUAUUCAAGGGUCAACAGUGAAAACUCAGCUCCUGAACACAACAAGUCCACUCAGCCGCCUGAAACUGAGAAGCUGCCUGUAAAUGUCGAAGCAGCUCUAUGGUGGUUCCGACUCCGCAUCAUCCUGGCCAUUGUUGUUACUGCCCUGGUUGUUCUGGGUUUCUGUCUGUAUGGAGGACGCGGCUUGAAAACUUGUGGAUGUGGAGAGGAACUAAAUGGGCAAACUUCAUCUGUAACCAUUGAGAGGCAGGCACUAAAUGGCAGUGAGGAUCACAGACGCGGACAGGAAAUAAACACGCCAUUUCAUGAAAGUGACACAGCUGGCGCUUAGCGACACCCGCCAGUUGAUAGAGAUGACCAGCCUUUCUCAGGUGCCGUUUACGAAGAGAUGGAAACAACCAAAUCCAUCACCGUUCUCUUGGCUCUCCUUGUUCGUUCUCUCGUUCUGUGCGCUAGCUAGCUUACUUGGAGCACUCUGUCUUAAACCCUGGUGCCUGAGUUAGUGUUCUGUUUCUUUCUGUUUCCGCGUGUUUCCUGGUUUCUUUCGUCACUAUCUCUGUUCAUUGUACUUUCGUCUCUCCGUUCCCAGAUUUAAGUUGGUUUGAUUCUCCCGGUUCGGUGACACUUUCUGUUGUGAUUUUGUUGUUUAAUUAUUAAAAUAUUGUUUUUGACUCGGUCCUGCCUCCUGUGACUUUCACCACUGCGCUUGGGUCGCGCUCCACGUCUCGACUCGUGACAGGGUGCAGCGUUCA